Messenger RNA from Macadamia integrifolia, 769 nucleotides. RefSeq names its product ubiquitin-40S ribosomal protein S27a. Lineage: Eukaryota; Viridiplantae; Streptophyta; Magnoliopsida; Proteales; Proteaceae. The transcript has a single exon. Gene Ontology annotation, molecular function: structural constituent of ribosome; ubiquitin protein ligase binding; protein tag activity. Bases 86 to 556 code for a protein of 156 amino acids. Gene Ontology annotation, cellular component: ribosome; nucleus; cytoplasm. The record is from RefSeq and is a predicted model, not a curated record. Gene Ontology annotation, biological process: modification-dependent protein catabolic process; protein ubiquitination; translation.
GGGAGCUAACGAUAAGGUGCCCUUUCAUUUCAGAGAGCAGAGGAAACCCUAGAUUAGUGUCCUUGCCGUCCUAAGCUUAGCGAAGAUGCAGAUCUUCGUGAAAACCUUAACAGGGAAAACAAUCACCUUAGAGGUUGAAUCUUCGGAUACGAUCGACAAUGUGAAGGCCAAGAUCCAGGACAAGGAGGGCAUCCCUCCCGAUCAGCAACGCCUCAUCUUUGCCGGGAAGCAGCUGGAGGACGGGAGAACCCUAGCCGAUUACAACAUCCAGAAGGAGUCAACCCUUCACUUGGUUCUCCGUCUCAGGGGAGGAGCGAAGAAGCGAAAGAAGAAGACCUACACGAAGCCCAAGAAGAUUAAGCACAAGAAGAAGAAGGUUAAGCUCGCUGUGCUGCAAUUCUACAAGGUAGACGAUUCCGGGAAGGUUCAGAGGCUCAGGAAGGAGUGCCCCAAUGCUGAGUGUGGCGCCGGCACCUUCAUGGCCAACCAUUUCGAUCGCCACUACUGCGGCAAGUGCGGACUUACCUACGUUUAUCAGAAGGCUGGAGGUGAGUGAAGUGAGAUAUGGAAGCGGCCCUUUAGGACUUUCAGGUUGGUUUUGAUGUUACUCCUUUGCUAUACAAACUGCGUUUCUUUAACUUCCCUCAAGUUAUUUACGAUUUGGUGAACUUCCUUACUGUCUUAUAUUUGGUGGAUAAUCAUUGUAGGAAUACUUUUUUUAAGGACUCUUACUCUAUUGCAAUUUUGUAUCCCCACGUUGUUCUUUCUA